Molecule: messenger RNA, 1871 nt
Organism: Oreochromis niloticus (Nile tilapia)
Lineage: Eukaryota; Metazoa; Chordata; Actinopteri; Cichliformes; Cichlidae
Product: kelch-like protein 10
Exons: 5
Coding region: 39-1850 (603 amino acids)
Molecular function (GO): protein binding
Source: RefSeq, a predicted model, not a curated record
AGAUUUGCUUUACUAAGCUGACCUGGUUACCAAUAGACAUGUCAAAGAAGACAGAACAGGAAAAAACUUGCACAGACUUAAAUUUUCACAGAAGAGAAAUGGAGAAAAAGAUGAGCGACUCGGUAUGCACAGCCCCGAGCAAACUCCUUCUGGAUGGAAAACUGUGUGAUGUGGUGCUCGUAGUGGACAAUGUUAUGUUUGAUGCCCACAAGAUCAUCCUCAGUAGCUGCAGCUCAUACUUUUGCACUCUCUUCACUGGAGCCUGGGCCACUCCGGAGAAGCGGAUGUACACCAUCCCUGGCGUGUCAUCUGAGAUGAUGGACGUCAUCAUCAAUUACGCCUACACCAAAUCUGUUCCUCUGACAGAGGAUAAUGUGGUGCCCAUUUUAGCAGCUGCAGACCAGUUCUUGGUCCCGGGGAUAAUUCGGGCCUGCUGCUCCUAUCUGGAGGACCAGCUGUCUCCGGAGAACUGCAUUGGCAUCUGGAAGUUGGUGGACUUCUACUACUGCCCUGAACUGAGGAAAAGGGCCUUCUUCUACAUCCUGCAUCACUUUGAAGAAAUCAUCGGUACCCCAGAGGAGCUGCUUGAUCUCUCUGAGCAGCAGCUAGCCGUUGUACUUGAGAACGAUCACCUCAAUGUGAAAUGUGAAAACACAGCAUUUGAAGUCAUCCUCUUGUGGAUUGACCAUAUGCCUGACCAAAGACAAGGAAGUAUCUCUGUGCUGCUGCCCAAGGUACGGCUCACGUUGAUGACCUCAGAAUACUUCCAAAACAGCGUCAUGAACAAUGCCAUGAUAAAGAACAAUGCUGAAUGCAUGUCCAUUAUCAAUGAAGUCGUGGAGGUGUUUCAAGCUUGUGGUCUCAACAGACGUCCACAAUUCAUUUACAGUAGCUUGCUGAGCCGGCCACGUCUGCCUUCUUCCAUCUUAUUGGUCACUGGAGGCAAAAAUCGCUCCACUGCACGAUGCAGCUAUGAGGCAUAUGAUUACCGAACCAACAGCUGGGCCACUGUGGGCUGUGACAUUCAUCGUGCUCACCAUGGAGCCGUUACCCUGGAUGGCUUUGUCUACUUAAUUGGUGGCUGCAACCAUGAAACUAACUUGAAAACUGUGCAAAGACUUGAUCUCAGCAGCUCUACAUGGCAACUUGUGACACCCAUGUACAAUGCCCGGUGCUAUGUCAGCGUUGUUGUGCUGAAUGGAUGCAUUUAUGCCAUGGGAGGCUUCAACGGAGAAAUAUCCCUGAGCAGUGUUGAGUGCUACAAGCCUGAGACUGACCAGUGGACCAUCGUGGCAAGAAUGAAUGCACAGCGAGCUGCAGCCAGUGCCACAGUUCUGCAUGGAAAGGUUUAUAUCUGUGGGGGUUUCUAUCAAACUUAUAGCCUCCCUACAGCUGAAUGCUACAAUCCAGACACCAACCUGUGGACCACAAUUGCUCCCAUGAUGUGCAGGCGAAGAGGCCUGGGGGUUAUUGCUUACAAAAACCAGAUAUAUGCAGUUGGUGGCACCAUUAAUGGGUACACCCCACUGCGUAUUGUUGAGGCCUACAACCCUAUCACCAACAGAUGGCGCCUCCUGCCAUCUAUGCAUUACCCCCGCAGCCACUUUGGAAUUGAAGUUGUGAAUGACCAGCUCUUUGUGGUCGGAGGAUAUGGUGGCUAUCACUGUAUGUAUUCUGUGGAGCGCUACGAUGGGGAGGCCGGUUGGUGGUACAGUACCUCGGACAUUGCGGAGUCCCGCAGUGGCCUGAGCUGCUGCGUGCUACAUGGAUUCUACAGCUUGGCGGAGAAUUUGUUCCCUCGUGAUCCCCUAAUGCUGCCUAAUGUGGAUGAGGAAGGUGGAACCUUCUGACUUCAGCUUGCCUGUUAUCAU